CUGUCAGGGCGGCCCUGACUUCUACGGCAGCAGCGUGAGCUAUCUGGGGGUGCCAGCCCACGACCUCCCCGAUUUCGACAUCAGUGCCUACUUCUCCUCGGCAGCUGACUUCAUUCACCGCGGCCUCAGCACACCUGGGGCCAAGGUCCUGGUGCACUGCGUGGUAGGCGUGAGCCGCUCCGCCACUCUGGUCCUGGCCUACCUCAUGCUGCGCCAGCAGAUGUCCCUGCGCCAGGCGGUGAUCACCGUGAGGCAGCACCGAUGGGUCUUCCAGAACCGAGGCUUCCUUCACCAGCUCUGCCAGCUGGACCAGAAGCUGCGGGGUGCAGGCCGGAGCUGAGGGGCCAGCCUACCCAGGUUCUUCAGACCCCAGAGAGGAUGGAAAAACUAGGAAAGAAAGGGCUGGAAAGCUUAAAAAUGGGAGAGAGCUGGUCCUUGCUCCCUGCCACGGGGCUCUGCCACUUUGCCACCCUGGCACUGGCCCUGCUGGCGCUGCCGGGGGCUCUGGCCCAGGUGGACACCCAGAAGAUGAUCAGAGCCCAGUGCGGGGUCCGGCCUACAGCCUGCUACUCCUUCCGCUUCCUCAGGCUGCCUGCACUUUCUCUCAGCCACUGUCUUCAGCCCCCACAGAAACAGCAGCAAGUGCGCAGAGACAAGCGGCUGGAAGUCAGCAGCACAACGUGCCUGUCAGACAAGACCAGAGCCCGGGCCAGAUCCCCCCGCAGGAUGGAUUCCCUGCAGAAGCAGGACCUCCGGAGACCCAAGAUCCACGGGUCAGUCUCUGUGUCGCCCUACCAGCCGCCCACGCUGUCCUCACUGCAGCGCUUGCUGUGGGUCCGUCGGGCCACCAUGCUGAGCCACAUCGACGAGGUCUGGCCCAACCUCUUCCUGGGAGAUGCGUACGCAGCCCGGGACAAGAGCAAGCUGGCCCAGCUGGGCAUCACCCAUGUUGUGAAUGUUGCUGCGGGCAAGUUUCAAGUGGACACAGGUGCCAAGUUCUAUCACGGAAUGCCCUUGGAGUACUAUGGCAUCGAGGCUGAUGACAACCCCUUCUUUGACCUCAGUGUCCACUUCAUGCCUGUUGCCCGAUACAUCCGAACCGCCCUCAGUGUUCCCCAAGGCCGCGUGCUGGUACACUGCGCCAUGGGGGUGAGCCGCUCCGCCACUGUCGUCCUGGCCUUCCUCAUGAUCUACGAGAACAUGACACUGGUGCAGGCCAUCCAGACGGUGCAGACCCACCGUGAUAUCUGCCCCAACUCGGGCUUCCUCCGGCAGCUCCAGGUUCUGGACAACCAACUGGGGCGGGAGACGGGGCGACUCUGACCUGGUGGACAGCCAGGAGCCCUGACCCUCUGAUUAGCGUGGCCCCACCCACCAGCCUGGCCCUGGGGACAGCAGCCUCUGCUGUUUCCAGUGACCUUGAGAUGAACAUAGCAAGUGGGGCUUAGCGGAGGCAGAGGCAGAGAGAGCUGGUUGGUGCCCUUUUAGCAGGUGGAUUUCCCUGACCCAAUCCAGAGAUUCUUUAUGCAAAAGAGUUCAGUCUCUCUCUAUAAUAAAAGGUUCAUCAUAAUAAAGA
Molecule: messenger RNA, 1576 nt
Organism: Myotis lucifugus (little brown bat)
Lineage: Eukaryota; Metazoa; Chordata; Mammalia; Chiroptera; Vespertilionidae
Gene: DUSP13B
Product: dual specificity phosphatase 13
Exons: 8
Coding region: 262-1323 (353 amino acids)
Biological process (GO): protein dephosphorylation; negative regulation of MAPK cascade
Cellular component (GO): cytoplasm
Molecular function (GO): protein tyrosine/serine/threonine phosphatase activity; MAP kinase phosphatase activity
Source: RefSeq, a predicted model, not a curated record